Messenger RNA from Tribolium castaneum (red flour beetle), 1279 nucleotides. Its product is annotated as venom protease. Gene Ontology annotation, molecular function: serine-type endopeptidase activity. The record is from RefSeq and is a predicted model, not a curated record. Bases 183 to 1241 code for a protein of 352 amino acids. The transcript has 6 exons. Lineage: Eukaryota; Metazoa; Arthropoda; Insecta; Coleoptera; Tenebrionidae. Gene Ontology annotation, biological process: proteolysis.
AUAGUAUGUCAGUCAAAUCACAUACUUGCUCUUAUAUUUUUAAGAGCCUAAAUAUUAAAUGAACAGCAACAAAAAUACAGUAAUUUGAAUAGCUGUUAGCAAGUUGUCGUGGAAUGAUUAUUAGGUUGUAAACCUGUUCUUCGUAUUUUUAUUUAUCAUACAAGAACCGCAAACAAACCAUCAUGGAUCUCUUAGUGUUAACGUGGUUUUUCUCUCUGCUCUUAACUUGUAGUACUUUACAGUACGAAGGUGAGAAAUGUGCUGUCCCAACUACAAACGAAAGUGGGGUCUGCAUUAGUGUACACAGUUGCGAAUAUGCAAGACAACUUUUAAAAGAAGGUGGAAAUCCCCAGUUCUGUGGGUUUAAAGGAAACGAUGCUUUGGUUUGUUGUCCUGUUAAUCAACGGUUGGUAACUAAAACUUCUGGUGAAAAAAGUCGCAAACUGUGUUCAAGACAAUAUGACAAGAAAUGGGUCUAUUACGCGAUAGAUUUGGGCAAAAAAGCACUGUCGAAGGAAUUUCCUCACAUGGCAGCGAUUGGUUACGGUGACAACAUUGCAAGCAUUGUGUGGUUGUGUGGAGGGACUUUAAUCAGCCAACAGUUCAUCCUAACGGCCGCUCAUUGUCUCUUCUCUCGGGACUUCGGACCGGCCACUUGGGUGCGUAUUGGCGACCUAGACCUCAAGAACGACACAGAAGAUGCUGACCCUAACGAUCUCCGAAUUAUAAAAACUUUUGCCCAUCCGAAAUACAAGUCCAGUUCGCAUUACCACGACAUUGCUUUACUCCAGUUAGAAAAGAACGUUACUUUCGGAAGUUACUACAAGCCUGCAUGCUUGCACCUUGACAACUCUGUGCCCACCUCACUUGAGGCCAUUGGAUGGGGCAAAGUCGGGGUUUUUGGUGACCCCAGUAGCCACCUUAUGAAAGUCGGUUUGGAAGUAGUGAAUUACCAAACGUGUGCAAAACGGUACUCCGAUGUGUCGAAAACGAAACUGAAGGAUGGGAUUGUGGAUGGGCUGCAGUUAUGUGCAGGGGAUGUUAUCGGGGGAGAUACUUGUCCUGGUGAUUCAGGUGGACCGCUCCAUUAUAGGUUUAAUGAGACUGACGAUAUGGUGAAGCAUUUUGUUGUGGUUGGUGUCACAUCGUUUGGUAAAGGAUGCGGGGGAGAAAACAGCAUUGGGGUCUAUACCAGGGUCUCGGGGUACAUUGACUGGAUCGAAAGUAUUGUCUGGCCAUAGUAAAAAUAAAUGAUUUUUGAAUAAAGUUUUAAAUACAA